GGGACUGAGAGACAAACACCCAGGGCCGGGACCAUAGCAUAAGGUAAUAGAGACAGGGAGGUGAACCUGGGAGGCUGCCUGGCAGAGGGGGUGCCAGCUGCCCGAGGGCGGAGCCUCGUGGCCCUGCCCUGCAGCCCCGCCCCCACCCUGUCACUCAACUGGGCUCUGGGCAGAGCGCAGCAUCCAGUGCUGCGGGCUCUGGGCUAUGGACGCCCCAGGUGCUCCGGCCCCAGCAGUCGCCCCCAGCUCAGCAAGGAAGGAGCUGAAGAUAGUGAUUGUGGGUGACGGCGGCUGUGGCAAGACGUCGCUGCUCAUGGUGUAUUGCCAAGGCUCCUUUCCCGAGCAUUAUGCCCCAUCGGUGUUUGAGAAGUACACGGCUAGUGUGACAGUGGGCAGCAAGGAGGUGACCCUGAACCUCUACGACACGGCUGGGCAGGAAGACUAUGAUCGGCUGCGGCCUCUGUCUUACCAGAACACACACCUCGUUCUCAUCUGCUACGAUGUCAUGAACCCCACCAGCUAUGAUAAUGUCCUCAUCAAGUGGUUCCCUGAAGUCACUCAUUUCUGCCGAGGGACUCCCAUGGUUCUCAUUGGCUGCAAGACAGACCUGAGGAAGGACAAGGAGCAGCUGCGGAAGCUCCGGGCAGCCCAGCUGGAGCCCAUCACCUACACACAGGGCAUGAGUGCCUGUGAACAGAUUCGAGCUGCACUCUAUCUGGAAUGUUCCGCCAAAUUUCGGGAGAAUGUAGAAGACGUCUUCAGGGAAGCUGCCAAGGUGGCCCUCAGUGCCCUGAAGAAAGCACAGAGGCAGAAAAAACACAGAAUCUGCCUGCUGCUGUGACCCUGGGGCAGACAGCCCUGAGUAGAACUGUCAUGGCCAGGGACCCAGGCCUAGGCUACUCCUGGGAUGCUGCUCCAUCAGAGCCCUCCAAUGCCUGGCAUCUUGGAGCAUUCUCGUCCUGUCCUUGGGUUCACGCUGUAGUUCAACGGUGAAUGAUGGUGUCAGACCCAGCAAUGUCCCUCGCUCCUAGGACUGGCACAGGUUCCCAGGCCGUAGGAGGGCCCUUGUCACAGCUCCUUCUUGCCCCAGUCAUGCGUGUUUCCCUUUCCAAACCCAAUUCAUGCAUUGAGAAUGUGGGCAAAAGUGGAUAUGCAAUGCCAUUCACAAGAGUCCUGUCACUGCCUCCCUGAGCUCCUGAGAUAGGCUUGGCUACAUCCUCCAGCCUCUUCCUCCUUCCCCUCAGGAACCUGGGGCCACGGCCUAUCAGGAGAGUCCAGGCAUCAAGCCGGACAUGGGGCCAGACAGCUGCUCCCUCUGUACCACACUGAAGACCUUUGUCUUAGCCCUAGACAGAUGCUCAGGGGCAGAAGAAACGAUCUCUCAAAAGAUCAAAAUAAGCUCAGGCCAGCCAGGCCUCCCAUCGGAUCCCUGAUGGCGGUCCCACUUCAGCCGACUUCCACUGGGGACUCCUGAUGGGCAGUCCUGAACCCGUCAGGGGCCUCAGGCAAAUGGCUCUCUCCCUAAACCAUUCCCAUCUGUAAAUGGCCAGGACUGUCACUUGAGUUGUCAAGCUCUCCAUCUUCCACUCCAUCCACUCUCUGCUCUUACCAGGAUGUUGGGCUUGGGAAUGGCCUAUCCCUGCUGACAAUCAGUGUCUACUACAGCAAGAUUCUCGAGUUCUGACAUUUCCUUUGGGAAGGUCUAGCGCCUACAUUUCAGAACUUUUCAAGCCAAGGGUCCCAGGUGGCUGUAGUGCCCCCAAGAGGAAGUCAUCAUCUCCCAAGAAGAAACCAUGGCCUUGGCUGGCCCAUCUGUCCCAGCCGCUCUUGACUCAGCCCCCCCAAAGUCAGGCUGCCAAGGAAAGAGACUUCUGAUCCCCUUACCCCAAGGGCCCCAAGACCCUGCAGUCCCUUGCCAAGGACCUCUUGUUCUCUCAGAGUCAAAGGCCUUGUGAAUAAAUUAUAUGGUAUAGGGGAGAGGUCAACAAACCCCACAGCCUGUGGGCCACAUGUGGCCACUGCCUGUUUUUGUAAAUAAAGUUUUAUUGAACCGCCACAA
This is a messenger RNA of Phodopus roborovskii (desert hamster), 2059 nucleotides long. It is a transcript of the gene Rhof, whose product is annotated as ras homolog family member F, filopodia associated. The record is from RefSeq and is a predicted model, not a curated record. Gene Ontology annotation, biological process: small GTPase-mediated signal transduction; cell migration. Lineage: Eukaryota; Metazoa; Chordata; Mammalia; Rodentia; Cricetidae. The coding region runs from base 206 to 841 and encodes 211 amino acids. Gene Ontology annotation, molecular function: GTPase activity; GTP binding. The transcript has 5 exons.